UGACCCUGUGUGGGGUGCAUUCAGUCGCCAGUCUAAUUUCCCUGCUGUUGCUAGCUGCCCACAAGCUGCUGACAAAAGACAUGCAGCCAACGACAAUCUUCGGCCUCUUGGCUUUUUUGGCUUCCUUUUGCGUGUUUGCCACGUCGAAGCCAACGAGCACAGGCCAUUAUCAUCACGGCACCGACAUUGUUACCGAAAUUCUGCAAGCCAUCGACAGGCGAGAAGAAAUGUGGAGGAUCGCCACCUACCUGAAUGCCUCCCGUGACGACCUAUUGAAUGAAUUGCCUUACCUUAAUGCUGAUGGGACGAAAAUCAAUUACACAUUUUUUGCCCCGACAUCGACGGCCUUUUUGACGCAAACCCCGCAAGAUGCGUCCGAUCCGAUGCACGUUGACGCCCAUUUCCGUCGUAAAGUCCUUCUUCGCCAUUUCGUUCGUCACCACGUCGAUGAUCUGACCAAAGUGGACACACUCCUCAUGGCCGACUCUACAAAGGCUGUUGUGACUAGGAAGAGUUCGAUUGAAAUUUGCAACCUGCCGCCGAUCCAGAACACGAGCACGGCUACGUGCAUGGCUUUUUUCCCGUCUUGGACGUUCAACUCAAAGUCAGGCAAAUGCGAGAGCUACGUCUACGGCGGAUGCCACAGAACUGAGAACCUAUUCGAUACCGAGCAGGACUGUCUAGCCAAAUGCGGGCCGGCCGUCAAUACGAUCAGGUCAUUUCUGAACGAGACGGAAGUCCAAACAGAUGCCUGCGUGUGCAGUGAACUCGCUCACGAUUUUUGCACCAUGUUCGUCGUCGAUCGCGUCUUCAUGGACAGCACAGAGGUGAUCGAUGUCCUCAGCAAACAGCCCAGCACAGGUCAAAUAGGUCCGUUCAGUUUGACAGCAACUCUGGCAGCGCCGUCCAAUCGAACCACUAGCCACGGACCAAGUUCCGUUCAUCCGCUUCGUACUACUCCGCUGGAACCAAUCGGUCCCAUACUAGUCGGUUACAGUAGCGUAUCGCCCAGCGACCCAGACGUCCAGGAGAUGGCCCAAUUUGCUGUCGAUGAACUGAGCCGGGGUGCCCACUCUUUGGCCUCUCCACUCGUCUUGGUCAACGUCAUCUCAGCUGAAAAGCAGACCGUGGCCGGAGUCAAUUACAAACUCAAAUUAUCGCUCAGAAAUGCCGAGCUCGGAACCCUUGCUUGUGACGUUGUUGUCUUUGAUCAGUCGUGUUCAUCCACUUGUCGCGUCAGCUCGUUCAAAUGUGAUCCGUCCUUUGCCAGCAGCAUCGCCCCCGGAAAUGAAUAAUAAGCAACUUGGUCGUUGCUAUUGUUUGAUUAUUUUUAAUUAUACUCUUUCGUUUUUUUUCUCUUGUCUUGGUUUCCGUCAUAAUUAUAUUAUAUACACAUGGGUUCGUUCAAGUA
This is a messenger RNA of Daphnia magna, 1411 nucleotides long. RefSeq lists its product as uncharacterized. The record is from RefSeq and is a predicted model, not a curated record. The transcript is spliced from 3 exons. NCBI's taxonomy places the organism in Eukaryota, Metazoa, Arthropoda, Branchiopoda, Diplostraca, Daphniidae. Gene Ontology annotation, molecular function: cysteine-type endopeptidase inhibitor activity; serine-type endopeptidase inhibitor activity. Bases 81 to 1295 code for a protein of 404 amino acids.